Molecule: messenger RNA, 1512 nt
Organism: Clarias gariepinus (North African catfish)
Lineage: Eukaryota; Metazoa; Chordata; Actinopteri; Siluriformes; Clariidae
Gene: apoa4a
Product: apolipoprotein A-IV a
Exons: 4
Coding region: 55-756 (233 amino acids)
Biological process (GO): cholesterol efflux; positive regulation of lipid biosynthetic process; triglyceride homeostasis
Cellular component (GO): high-density lipoprotein particle; blood microparticle; chylomicron
Molecular function (GO): phosphatidylcholine-sterol O-acyltransferase activator activity; phospholipid binding; cholesterol binding
Source: RefSeq, a predicted model, not a curated record
CACACUCAAACAAAGACAGUCAGCACUUAAAAUUCCUGGGACGACCAUCCAGACAUGAAGAUCCUUGCAGUUAUUGCUAUUGCUGUUUUUAGUGGCUGCCAUGCCAGUGUUAUACGACAAGAUGAGGCCAAACCCAAUAUGGAGAUGGUAAAAAACGCAUUUUGGGAUUACGUGUCCAAGGCAACACUAACAGCUGAAGACAUCCUGCAGAAAAUUAAGGAGUCUGAAAUGGGGCAAGAAGUCAACACUAGGAUCUCUGAGAGUGGAGAUGCCAUCAAUGAGUAUGCUGUGGCUGUUAGUGGUCAAGUGACUCCUCUGACUCAGGAGCUGCUGGCUAAGAUGUCCCAGGAGGCUGAGCACCUAAAGGCACGUCUGCAGCAGGACAUCAGCUCUGUGCAGACCCAGCUGCAGCCAUAUAUCGAGGAGCUGACUUCAGAUAUCCAGCAGCAGGUGGAACAGUGGAAGAAAGACGUGGCUCCAUAUACAGACGCUCAGCAACCUGAGGCUCUCAGAACCGCUCUGCUCCAGAAGAACGAGGAGCUGAAAAUGAGUCUGGAGAAGAGUAUGAGUGAGUUUCAAGCCAAGCUGGGACCCCAAACAGAGGAGCUGGAGAAACAUCUUCAAGACUUUCAGAAAAACAUAGCUGUGUUCAUUCAGAACAGUGAGAAGGUGCCCCAGACACUGGAUCAAUAUGAUCAAGACUUGAAGACCCAACUCACUGCACUGUGGGAGUCAUUUGCCAAAAACAUCCAGUAAACAGAUUUGUUAUUUAUAUUUAUAAUCUUGCAAUGGACUAACAGAGACAUCUUAUGUAGUGUUGUAGCAGGUUUUCCUUUUUUUUCAGAAUUUAUGGCCAAUGCAAUAAAAUAUACCAUUUCAAACAAAUUGAAGUUUUCUUAGAAAAAUAUUAUUUAAAUGCAAAAGACUUAGGAACACAAGACAAAAAAAAUUAUAACUGGUAAUAUUGCAUUUAAAAUUCACAGAGACUUCCUGUUCUGGAGAAAGGCUAAGGGGCCAUUUGCAAGAGGUUACUUUCUUUGACUAAAAAGUGUUUAAAUGACUUACCAACCUGCAUUAUAGAUGAAAACAUGAUAGGUAUCAUAAUUAGUAUCAAGAAGGCAUCUUUAUACAUUAGAGUAGUUACAUAUCACAUCAUGGUUCUUUCUACUGCUUAUGUUUAAUAACAUGUGCAAAGUAUUAUACAUUUCUUUGCUAAUUUCAAAGUACUGCAUCUGAAGCAAUUAUCAUUUAUAAAUUGGCAAAUGUAUAUGCAAAAUCAUGAUUCUACUAAAUAGACAAUAUAGUGCCUAAGUGUUACUGUAUAGUGACGGUGGUGUUACCGCAUUAUAUGACCAAAGCACGUUAAUUGCAAUUUAGAUCUAUAGUAUACUGUUUUGUAUACGACUAUUUAUUAUACUAUUUCACAGUAAAGUAAAUCAAGCCUUGGCUUCUUACAGAGUUUCUGGACAGAGUUUAAUUUUUGUGAAGCUGCUUUGAGACAAUGACCAUCGU